AUGAACCAAGCCUUCUGGAAAGCUUACAAGUCCAAAGUGCUGCAGACUCUGGGUGGAGAAUCUGAAGAGGACCUGGCAGAGGAGAGAGAGAACCCAGCAUUAGGGGAGUCGGACACGGCAGAAGCCCCGGAGGAGGCCCUCAACCCCAUGUCACAGCUGGCCCGAAGGGUUCAGGGGGUUGGGGUGAAAGGUUGGCUGACAAUGUCAUCGCUGUUUAACAAAGAAGACGAGGACAAACUGCUGCCACCAGAGCCCUGUGCUGAUCACCCGCUGGCGGCACCCCCCUCCUCGCAGGCGUCCGCAGUAGAAACAGAGUCGCGCGGGACGGGAUUCUGGGACACCUUUGCCAGCAGAUGGCAGCAGCAGCAGCAGGCGGCGUCCAUGCUGCGCGGUGUGGAAACCACCUCGGAGCGGGAUGCGAAUUCCCAGGACAAGCCUGCGGAGGAGGCCACGGAGUGCCCCGAGACGCGGGAGGUGGAUCCCGCCGCAGGCUUCAAGUGGGGUUUCCUCACCCACAAACUGGCAGAGAUGAGGGUGAAGGCCGCGCCCAAGGGUGACUAG
Molecule: messenger RNA, 561 nt
Organism: Microtus ochrogaster (prairie vole)
Lineage: Eukaryota; Metazoa; Chordata; Mammalia; Rodentia; Cricetidae
Gene: C11H1orf232
Product: chromosome 11 C1orf232 homolog
Source: RefSeq, a predicted model, not a curated record